UAAGCAGCAAGUCUCUUGUAGGGUAGGGGUGUGAACAUUUCCACACACACGCAUGCAAGCAGACAGACAUACACAGUCCUUGUUUCUCUUCAGCAACAGUCCGGUCACACACUGCAAGCGGCAGAGGGCAGCAUUACAGCGAACCAACUAUUACCAUCAUCGGAGCAGAAAACUAAAGGCGCAGCCAUGGGGAAAGGAUGCAUCACAGUCACCAAGUACUUUCUAUUCCUCUUCAACCUCCUUUUCUUCAUCUUUGGAGCACUCAUUAUGGGCUUUGGCCUGUGGGUCCUCUUUGAUAACCAGAGCUUCAUCGCUGUUUUACAGGAAUCAUCAGACACAGUGAAAGUGGCUUCCUACAUCCUCAUUGGAGUGGGCUCCCUGUCCAUGGCCAUGGGCUUCUUUGGCUGCAUAGGAGCCAUCUAUGAAAUCCGCUGUCUUCUGGGUCUGUACUUCACCUGCCUCCUGCUCAUCCUCAUCGCCCAGGUCACUGCUGGAGUUCUCAUUUACUUCCAAAGAGAUCGGUUGAAAUUCGAGAUGUCCAACAUCAUAAAAGGAAUGAUCAUCAACUACACUGGAGAGAACAGGACCACAGAGCACACCUGGGACUACAUUCAGAGGACGAUGAAAUGCUGUGGGUGGACUGGUCCAGGAAACUGGACUGAGAACAACCUGAUCAAGAACAGCACCCUGUACCUCUACUCCUGCUCCUGUCGUAAUGAUUCCCUGCCGGGCUCAGAGAUCAAGGAAGUUGGCCUUUGUGAACACCUGUCCACAGAUUUACCCAUUCAUGAAACGGGCUGUAUGACCAGCGUGGAGAAGUGGCUCAUGGACAACUUUGGAGUUAUUCUGGGAAUCUGUGUUGGAGUGGCAGUCAUCGAGCUCCUCGGGAUGAUCCUCUCCAUGUGUCUGUGCAAGAGUGUCGUACAGGAGGAUUACACCAAAGUACCAAAGUACUGAAGACAGAUCCAGCUUCACACCAGCACACAGAUGGACCCACUCUUUUACUCUCUCUGUCUUUGUCUCAGUCCCCUGAGCGCGCACACACACACAAAUUAAGACAGCUGUCUCCACCAUUUGAGCUCCCCAUGCCUUGACAGCUGUGUAGAUUUUUCACACCCCAUAUGUCACACAAACACACAGUCAAACUUGACACACUUGUUGGACACGAGUCCCACAAGUUCCACUUGUUGUCUUUUCCUUCAGUGUUUUUAAGGAGAUUUGUUUGUUAAUUUUAUUUGGUGGAAGCCUGAGAGUUUUGAGGUUUUAUACUAAUGCAAAUGUACAUUUACGUGUUGUUUUGUUUAUGGAUGACCUCAAUGAAGCGUUUAACAUCGUAGUAGAGAGAGCACUUUAGUGACAUUUGGUGAGCAGAGAGCCAGAGCAUGUUAUAACUCUGGGGCUUGGAGAUGAGAGGGAGACAGAGGGGUGUGGUGGGGUUUGGGUGGUAGCCGCUCUAAAGGGUUAAUGCCACUUUGUGAUCGUGCAGCUGGUAUUUUGGGGUCUGAGGGUGGAGGAGAAACUGGGGCAGGGCUGCUGUGGUGGAGGUUUUGGCGUCUUUCAUCAGCUCCAUGUACCCAGUAGCCCUGAUAUUAACCUCUGUUUACACCCACCACCACCACCACCUCCUCCCUCCUGCUGAUCGUCUCUAAAUCACGUCUCUGUCCUCCUCCUCGGGUGUGUCUGACUGGUACCCAGUAGCUUCCCAAAAUGACUAGUUAUGCAUGAAGUAAGUGUGUGUAUGAUGUGUUGAGUGAGUAUUUUUAUUCUUUUUAUAUUCUCAUGCCAUCUCUGUUUUGUUUUUUUAAAUCUGUACAUACGACUUUGGGAAGGGAUUACGGCACCUUAGUGCUUUAUCAGCGUUUCAUUUUGGAAAGCUGUCACCCACAUGCUCUUGUUUUAAGAUUCCUACUGUUAUUCAUUUCCUGUCCGUUGUUUAUGAUGUACACAAAAUGUCUGCCGCAGCAGCUCGUCAGCAAUAUCCAGGUCUGAUUUGGAGAAAUCCCCAAACCCUCAGAGUGAACAUGUCAUCACCUCAGCUACUAUAUUUUGAUUUCUUACAUUUUUUUAGCUCUGUUAACAGACGACCAAACCUUCCUCGUCCUUGUUCACCCUCAUAGCAGUAGCAUUUUGAAAAUGGCAGCUGUGUGACCACAAUGUAUUUUCCCUUCUCUGCAGGAUUGUUUUCCCAGAAGUCAUUUAGUCUGGUUUAUAUUAUCCGUAACAAGAGCAGAGAAGAACCUCAGUCCGACAGUGAUUUCAUAUUUGUGAAGCAUGCAUAACCAGAAAAAGACAUUUUAGAACUGAAGCUAAAAUGUAGCUUUGAGUGUCCUCGUCCCACUUGUCCAUCUUGUCAUCUCAGUCCUCCCACUUCAGUUCAAACACACUAUCAUAUCUGAAUUUAUGCUUAAUUUAGCGGAUACAUUUGCACUUUUAUGCGGGCUGGUUCGUUUUCCACGCCAGCUCACACCAGUCAUUUCAAAUCAUGUUCAUCAAGCUGCAAUUACACAAGAGCGCUGAAACCUACCAUUAGAGGAAAAAAAAUACAGUUGUAUCCGUCAUAAUUACACUCAGCCUCUUUUUUUUUUAUGACCUGACAAAUUGAAACGUCUAUUUAACUUAAUAAGAGAUGAAGGCUUUUCAUUGUGUGUUAAGAAUAUUUGUACACUUUUUACAAGAAGAUAAUGUCUUUGUUUAGUAGAAAAAAUAUUUGUGGACCUGUAAGCCAUGUUUAAAACAAAUGUUUUCUUUUUUAUUAAAAACUAUUAAUAAAUCUCAA
Molecule: messenger RNA, 2776 nt
Organism: Notolabrus celidotus (New Zealand spotty)
Lineage: Eukaryota; Metazoa; Chordata; Actinopteri; Labriformes; Labridae
Gene: cd82b
Product: CD82 molecule b
Exons: 9
Coding region: 187-957 (256 amino acids)
Cellular component (GO): membrane
Source: RefSeq, a predicted model, not a curated record